AUGAUCGACAACGCGCUAUAUGGAUUCAUCAGGAUCCCGAAGUCUGAAGAUCACGGGGGUGCUCUAGAUGUGUUUGAGAAUGGGGAAUCGAUGGGACCAGGCAAACCAUCGGUGCUUGGUCGCAGAUCAUAUAUCGAUGACAUCCUGAUCCCCGCCAACAACUGGGAUCAACUGUGUGAUCGAGCCGAAGGUUUACUCAAAGCGUGUGAUGAGUGGAAUUUGUCGAUCAGUGUGGUUAAGCGUUUCUGGGGAAUGCUUAAGGUGGAAUAUCUCGGGCAUAGGGUUUCUCAAAAUGGACUGGAGGCGAACCCGAAAGAUCUGUCUGCAUUGACAGAUCUAGCAUUUCCAGGAUCACUCAGAGCUAAGCAGUCGUUUUUGGGAAGUCUGAACUAUUAUAGCCGGUUUAACAAAGACUACGCGAUCUACGCGUCGGUUCUGUACGAAUUGCGAGAAAUCGACUUUGUUACGAUGAUGAAGGAGGCUACCGAAGCGCGGAUCCAACAAAUACUGGAAGUGGAGAACGUUGAUCAAGAAUCGCAGGAAGAUCAGGGUGUCGACCAGCGAAGGACCUUGGAUCUUGAGGCGCCAGAUCUUACUGAGGUAGAUCCGCGCUGGAUCCAUGCCCAUCGGUCCUUCAGUGUGCUUAAAACCAGGAUCGCUACAAACCCAAUCUUACGGCACUUUGACCCAGAUCGGAGGGCUACAGUUGUGGUGUAUGCUAGCGAUUGGGCCGUUUCGGGAUCACUGAUGCAGGAAUACGACCAGAUCUACUACCCCGUGAUGUUUGCAAGCCGCACUCUGAAAUCCACAGCCCUACAAAGGCGUCUAGGACAGUGGGCUGCUCUGCUGUCGCCCUGGGCAUUUGAGAUCACCAAGUGUGUCAAAGGAAAGGACGAGAUCUUAGGAGCACUGGCGGCCAGUAUUACCCCUAGAUCAGAAGUGGAUAAAGCAUUGAUCUCAAUUGCCCCUAAAAAGAAGCCAAGACGCAAGAUCCAAGCUCCGAUCCCCACUAAUAGACGAGAUGAGGAACUAUACGUUGUCAGUUUCGAUGGAUCGGACCGUGUCAAGAGAGGUGGAGGCGCCUACAGCGCGAUCUUGUGGAAGCUGCCCGAAUGGAGGGUGCUGAAGGCUAGAUCUGGGUACGCCGAGGGCUUGACGGUGAAUGAGGCGGAAUAUCAUGGGUUGUUGCUAUGUUUGGAUCUGUUAGAAGAUCUGGAUACACGACGUCUGGUGAUCUGCGGAGACUCAAACAUGGUGAUCCGACAAGUACGAGGAGAGAUCGAUUGCUCCCUACGAGAAGAAAGCGUGAGAGAGCUGCGGAUCGAGCGGAUCCGACAAGCGCAGGACGAGGAGUCGUGGAUCAUGGGCUUGAAAAAGUAUUUGGUCGGGGAGAUCCGGGAUCUGACACAAGAAGAGGCUAAGAUGUUUGGAUCUAUUGCUAUGAAUUAUGAAGCGGAUCAGUUGGAUCUACUCUUCUAUUGCCCGACAACUAAGGAAACUGCCGCAGAUCGAGAUAAGAUGAUGCGACUGAUGAUACCUGAGACGCUUCAACAGGACAUUUUGCAUCACUAUCACACGAGCAAGGGAAGGCCCCGGAUCCAGGGCGAUCCACCUGGAAACCUUCAGGCGACACACCCAUUCCAGAUCAUCGCCAUGGAUCACAUACUUUCAUUGCCUAGAUCCUUCAACGGCAACACUGAAUUGCUGAUCUUCGUGGAUCUAUUCUCGGGAUAUGUGAUCAGCGCCUCCAGAUCAGCUCAGACAAUCGCGGAGACCUACGAGGAAUGUGUCUUCCGCCGAUUUGGCGCGAGCGAAGUGAUCCGACAUGAUCGGGAGCCAGGCUUUAAGUCGUUCAACAAGACCCUGGGACAACGUCAACGGGCUACGAUGACGUACCGACCCCAAGCUAAUGGAUCUGCAGAACGUAUGGUCCAUACAACUACCCAGGCCCUUAAGAUGUAUGUAGAGGAUCUGGAUCAGCGAGAUUAG
Messenger RNA from Phytophthora megakarya, 1989 nucleotides. The record is from the annotation of a GenBank genome assembly. Lineage: Eukaryota; Oomycota; Peronosporomycetes; Peronosporales; Peronosporaceae.